This is a messenger RNA of Rhododendron vialii, 1390 nucleotides long. RefSeq lists its product as uncharacterized. Gene Ontology annotation, molecular function: aldehyde-lyase activity. Gene Ontology annotation, cellular component: cytoplasm. The transcript is spliced from 2 exons. The record is from RefSeq and is a predicted model, not a curated record. Lineage: Eukaryota; Viridiplantae; Streptophyta; Magnoliopsida; Ericales; Ericaceae. Bases 138 to 1211 code for a protein of 357 amino acids.
AAUUUUUCAAAUCACAAGUUUAAACAGUUCCUCACUCCAACCCUACUCCUGCUACAGAAAACUUUGAAAACCCCAUCUCACCAAACACACCAAGGUCAGGUGGUUCGUCCUUCCGCAGUCCCCUCAGCCCCACUCCCAUGGCCGCCAUCACCUUCCCCACUGCUUCUUCUUCUUCUCUCUCUACUCUCAGAAAACCUUUCCUCCAUCCCCCUUCCCUCACCAUCCCAACUCAUCUCUCUCCUCCCCUCACCCUCCCCUCACCCCAACUCAAAACCCUAAACAAAUCAACCUUCAAAACCCUAAAAUCCUCCUCCACCCCUAUCACCGCCCCUUCCAAUCUCUCCACACCCUCCUCCUUCUCUCCCUCCCUCAAAUCCCGCCUCGGAAACGGCGAGACCCUCUACGGCCUCUUCCUCCUCUCCUUCUCCCCCACCCUCGCCGAGAUCGCCGGCCUUUCCGGCUACGACUUCGUCGUCGUCGACAUGGAACACGGCCACGGCGGCACCUCCGCCGCCCUCCCCUGUCUCCACGCCCUCGCCGCCGCCCGCACUCCCGCCAUCCUCCGCAUACCCGAAUCCAACGCCACAUGGGCCAAGAAAGCCCUCGAUCUUGGUCCGCAGGGCAUCAUGUUUCCAAUGAUCGAAGGCCCGAAGAUGGCCCGUGAAGCAGUCUCCUAUUGCCGGUUUCCGCCCCAUGGAGUCCGUGGGUCGGCCCAUACUGUUGUUAGGGCUUCGGGGUACGGGAUCGACGCGGGGUAUUUGAGUAAUUACGAGGAUGAGUUGCUGAUCAUGUGCCAGGUGGAGUCCGAAGAGAGCGUGGAGAACAUCAAGGACAUUGCGGCCGUUGAUGGGGUUGAUUGCAUACAAAUGGGACCGUUGGAUUUGAGUGCAAGCAUGGGGUACUUGUGGGACCCGGGUAACAAGAAAGUGAGGGAGGUGAUGAGGAAAGCAGAGAAGGCGGUGUUGGGGAUGGAAGGUGGGACCUACUUGAGCGGGUUUGCCAUGCCGCAUGAUGGGCCAGAUGAUCUACGGCGGAGAGGGUAUCACAUGGUGUCUGGUGCAGUGGAUGUGGGGUUGUUUCGGAGUGCUGCGGUGGAGGAUGUGAGGAAGUUUAAGAGUAGCUUGGCGGAGGGAAGCAGUGAUGAGGAGGAGGAGGUGGAGGGGGGUAAGGAAAGUGAUGAUGAUGAUGAUGAGAAGUACUGGAGUGAAUGAAUGAAGCAGUUUUAAUUUUGGAAAUAAAUUCGAGGGUUUUUUUUUUGCUGUUUUAAUUUUGGGUAUGUAGAUAUAUUGUUGGGGUUUGUUUCUAUUUCAUUUGAUACUUUGUUAGGGCUGGCAACACAGAAGUGAUUUUGAUGUUGGGAAAUGGACAAGUAGUGUAGAGCUUGUUUCCA